Messenger RNA from Drosophila melanogaster (fruit fly), 3206 nucleotides. RefSeq lists its product as uncharacterized. The transcript is spliced from 2 exons. Bases 106 to 3090 code for a protein of 994 amino acids. Gene Ontology annotation, molecular function: chitin binding. The record is from RefSeq and is marked reviewed. NCBI's taxonomy places the organism in Eukaryota, Metazoa, Arthropoda, Insecta, Diptera, Drosophilidae. Gene Ontology annotation, cellular component: extracellular region.
UUCGUAUCGCGGGCUUCGAACGGAGCAGAUCGGAACUUACGGCUACGGACUUCGCACUACGGUCGGGAAGGAUUACGCGAAGAGGAUACGCGAAAAGGAUACGCGAUGAGGCAGCUGCUGGUUUACGCGUUGGUCGCGGGCUUGUUUUACUUUUCCGAAGGCAAGCCGUGCCCCGAAAAGACACGCCCCCACAAAACCCGCUGCGACGCCUUCUACAAGUGCCGGGAACUGCCCUCCAACUCGCACGUUUGGAUUCCGGUGAAGUGCAACGAGGGAUUGGUGUUCGAGUCCAGUUUGGGCAGCUGCGUUCUGCCUGGCGAGGAUUGGGAGUGCAUCACCCCGAGUGAGAUGAGCUCCACGCAGUCGCCACCUGGGAGGCCGGACGCGGACAUACUGAUAGUCAACGACAUGGACGAGGCGGGUCUGCUUUUGAGCGACUCCAGUCACAAGGACGAUGGCACCGUGGAAAUAAUUCUAGACUCCACACUGAGCAGUGAGGAGAAUGAGGUUAAUGAGGAGGCGGCCAAGAGCAAGCCGCAGCCGGAGGAGGACUUCUCUUCCAAUCACAACUUCGACUCGAGCGGCGAUGGGGAGCUGGUGGAACUGGAUUCCCCCGCUGGUCUGAAGCCCGAGAACCGCGAGGAGGUGACUUCCAGCAGCAUGGAGCACAGAACAGAGGUGGAAAAGCUAAGAACGGAACUUAAACAGGUGGCUGGUAUCAGCGAAAUAGCCAAGCCGGGAUCGCCCAUCGAUCCCAGCCUGACUGCUCACCUGCAGAGAUUGUCCCAACUGAUUGAUGGACUGCAGCAGACCUACCAGAAGACAGAUAAACCUCAGACGGAAAUGCGACCAGACCAGUUGAAUGCUUUUCUGGCGCACUUUGACAUCAAGAACCGGUAUGAGAUGAUGAACCCCAUGGAGCAGACCUCUUCCACAAUCACCACCACCACCAGUACCACAGAAGCACCCAAAAUAAAGCCAAGGCUACCGGAACCCACCUCGAAUAAGACCCGCCUGCAGGAGCACCUGAGCCACCAUCGCCUGGAACCGGAGACGAAACUAAUGCUCAGCAAUGCCGUGCCCUACUCCUCGCAUGGAACCACCGGGCAGGGAUAUGCCAACUCUCAGAUAGUGGUGAAUCGCCCCGAAGGCUCUGUGAUGUUUGCCCUGCCGCCCAAUUACGGAAUGAGCCAGGAACAGGGUUCGUAUGUAAGCCACCAGAGUCACGAGUACAGCGAUCAUGAGCCCAAGAUAUCGGAGGACACCUUGAAGACGGUUCUGGAGCUGUCCAAGCAAAUGAUCGCCGCACAAAACCUGCCCAAAGUGCUGCCCAAUCCGGGCUUCAAUGGUGCCUAUUACCAACCCAUUCUGCAGCCUGUUUUCAUGUCGCCCCAGGGCAAUCCCUUCCAGCAGUACUACGGCAUGCCGCCUCCCUUAAAUCCACACUACAUGCAGCACAAGAAGCACUCCGCUGGAGGCGGUUCCUCUAGCAAUGGCUAUAACAAGCCCAGCACCACCAUUAUUCACAACAAUGUGAUACCUGUUCACCUAUCCAGCACGAGUUCGGGGGAAAAAGAGGUGCUGGACACCUAUGGCAAUAGUUUGGGGGUAUAUCCCAGCAUGGAUAAACAUGUGACCGCCAGCCAGGCCAGUGGCAUGGAGUACAUGACCACAGCUCGGCCCGUUACGAUCGCAACUACUGCCAGCACCUACUCCGCACAGUACGGAUCCCAGUCCCCGUUCGCCAGUGACUACACCCUGACCACUCCGCGACCCUUUGAGCAGCAACCUUCAGCCGCCACAGUGGCCACGUACUAUACUCCAAGUCCGCAUUUGGGCGAGCACAACGCGAAUAGGGUAUACCAACCCACCGAAUCGUAUCCCACGAUGAAUAUACCCAGACCCAUGGACAUGUUUCCAGGACAAAUCGAUGCGGACAGGGUGAGCAUUCGACCCAACUCGCAGAAAAUCGAAAGCAUGGAGAUGGACGAAGAUAUGAUUAAGGCCAACUAUCAAAGUGGCUCUGGUAUUGGGAAUGGGAAUGGGAACACUCUUCCUCACGUACUGACCUACAGCAGCGACAUGAGCCAGCAAUUAGCACCUUCGAAUGGCUAUCUGGAGCAGAGCUAUAGCCUCCAGCAGCCGCAGCACCACCACCAUCCAUAUAUGCCCAGGCCCAGACCCACGAUGAGCAGCAGUAUCUAUAGUGACUCGGAUGGCAAUAUGGAGAUGAGCAUGUUCACCAGCAGUCCGAAUCUUAACCCAUUCAAGGGCGGCAACGUGAAGUACCCAGGAAGCACUUCGCCCAAUGGCCAGCUGGUUAACUUCAAUGGCAACUUCAUCAGCCUGGAUGUCUUCCAGAAAUCCAUACUUCCCCUUAUGACCAAGUCGCCAUCCGCUUUAAAUGAGCUGGGAAACGUGGAGGUCAUCACAUGCCAGGCGGGCGUAAGACAGCCAAAUCAAACUGACUGCACGCGAUAUUUCGUUUGCAGCAAGAAGGAUGGCAAGGUCCUGUCCUACUCCUGUCCGCCUUACACGGCCUUCAAUAAGCAGACCAGGAUUUGCGAUGCCCCCACCUAUGCACAGUGCAGCAAUGUUAUACCUGCCUUCAAUGGCUACACCAUCGAUAGCAAUAGGAGGCUCCAGAUGGAGGCCAUCAAGAUGCUGAGUGAGGCCAAGAGGAGACAGGAGGCUGCCUUAAAGGCCCAGAGCAUAGCCAGUCUGAUCCAGCAAUACGGAAGCGCGCAAAAGGCGCAACCUGGCAUAUCGUCCAACGUAGAGAAUGAUCCCCUGGACUCGUAUGUGGUCAGCUUGCCAGAAGUCAGUCUGUCCACCACCACCAGCAGACCCACCAUCAUCCAGAGCAGCAGUGGUGUGAGUAGUGGUGGAUCGUCGACUCCCGCAAAGAAGAGAAAGUACUACUGCAAGGAGGGCGAUAAGAUCCCGGAUCAGACCUCCAUUUCCAGCUACUUUGUGUGCUACAAGAACGCCCAGGGUCAAAUGAAGGGCCACAAGAUGAGCUGCUCCAAGAGCCUGCUCUUCUGUCCCAAGACCCUCAUGUGCACCCUCGCCUCCAAGUGCACCGACUAAUCCGUUCCAAAUUGUUGAGAAUUUUUCCACAUUUGCCACCUUAAGUUACUUGCCUAGACGCUAAGUUAUUUAUUCUAGUUUUAGUUGUGACCGAAACGAGACCUAUUAAACUUCUG